Ochotona princeps (American pika) is the source of this 3720-nucleotide messenger RNA. It is a transcript of the gene XPO4, whose product is annotated as exportin 4. The record is from RefSeq and is a predicted model, not a curated record. NCBI's taxonomy places the organism in Eukaryota, Metazoa, Chordata, Mammalia, Lagomorpha, Ochotonidae. The transcript is spliced from 23 exons. The coding region runs from base 244 to 3699 and encodes 1151 amino acids. Gene Ontology annotation, biological process: protein export from nucleus. Gene Ontology annotation, cellular component: cytoplasm; nuclear pore. Gene Ontology annotation, molecular function: nuclear export signal receptor activity.
GCGCUCCGGUCUCGCCCGGCGCCGGCUGCGCGGCGGCCACUGUUCCAGCGCGGCGGCCCGGCUCACGCCCGCGUCCUCCCCCGGCCGCCCGGAAGCCCGCGGACUCCGCCGGCCCCGGCCACCCCGCUGCGUCGCCGUCCACGGCCUCGGGAGCGCGUGCGGCUCCGGGGUCGCGGCGGCGAUUGGCCGGUCGCGGCGCCCGCUCCCAGAAUGCAGCGCAUGGCGCGUCAUUGAAGAGAGACCAUGAUGGCGGCGGCGCUGGGGCCCCCAGAAGUGAUCGCUCAGCUGGAGAACGCGGCUAAAGUUCUGAUGGCACCGCCAUCCAUGGUCAGUAAUGAGCAGCGCCAGCAUGCAGAACACAUAUUCUUAUCAUUUAGGAAGUCAAAGUCGCCGUUUGCCAUUUGUAAGCAUAUUUUAGAAACUAGUAAAGUGGACUAUGUCCUUUUCCAAGCUGCCACGGCCAUCAUGGAAGCAGUGGUCCGAGAGUGGAUUCUCUUGGAGAAAGGUAGCAUCGAGUCCCUGCGGACAUUCCUUUUAACCUAUGUCUUACAGAGGCCUAACCUGCAGAAGUAUGUUCGGGAACAGAUUCUGUUAGCAGUAGCAGUAAUUGUAAAACGAGGAUCAUUAGAUAAAUCAAUUGACUGCAAAAGCAUUUUUCAUGAAGUCAGCCAGUUGAUAAGUAGUGGCAAUCCCACUGUGCAAACUCUGGCCUGUUCGAUUCUAACUGCAUUAUUGAGUGAAUUCUCAAGUUCAAGUAAAACUAGCAACAUUGGACUGAGCAUGGAAUUCCAUGGUAACUGCAAAAGGAUUUUUCAGGAAGAAGACCUCCGUCAGAUCUUCAUGUUAACUGUUGAGGUUCUGCAGGAGUUCAGCAGGCGGGAGCACCUCAGUGCACAGCUCUCCUCCGUGUUUCAGCGUUACCUGGCGCUCGCCAAUCAAGUCCUGAGCUGGAACUUUCUUCCUCCAAAUUUGGGCAGACAUUAUAUAGCUAUGUUUGAAUCCUCACAAAAUGUGCUGUUGAAGCCAACGGAGUCGUGGCGGGAGACGCUGCUGGACAGCAGGGUCAUGGAGCUUUUCUUCACAGUCCAUCGAAAAAUCAGAGAAGAUUCAGACAUGGCACAAGAUUCCCUCCAGUGCCUUGCCCAGUUAGCUUCUCUUCAUGGCCCCAUCUUCCCUGAUGAAGGAUCACAAGUUGAUUACCUAGCACACUUCAUUGAGGGAUUACUGAAUACUAUCAAUGGAAUUGAGAUAGAAGAUUCCGAAGCGGUGGGGAUCUCCAGCAUUAUCAGCAACCUGAUAACCGUGUUCCCGCGCAACGUCCUGACUGCCAUUCCAAGUGAACUCUUCUCCUCCUUUGUUAACUGCCUCACACACCUCACUUGUUCUUUCGGGCGAAGUGCUGCUUUGGAAGAAGUGCUUGAUAAAGAUGACAUGGUAUACAUGGAAGCAUAUGAUAAGUUGCUGGAGUCCUGGUUAACUUUGGUCCAAGAUGACAAACAUUUCCAUAAAGGUUUUUUUACCCAACAUGCAGUUCAAGUUUUCAAUUCUUAUAUUCAGUGCCACCUAGCUGCUCCAGAUGGCACAAGGAAUUUGACUGCCAAUGGUGUGGCCUCUCGUGAGGAAGAAGAAAUAAGUGAACUUCAAGAGGAUGAUCGAGACCAGUUUUCUGAUCAACUGGCCAGUGUAGGAAUGCUAGGAAGGAUUGCUGCAGAACACUGUAUACCUCUUCUGACAAGUUUAUUGGAAGAAAGAGUAACAAGGCUCCAUGGUCAAUUACAGCGACAUCAGCAACAACUGCUUGCUUCACCUGGUUCAAGCACUAUUGACAACAAAAUGCUUGAUGAUCUCUAUGAAGAUAUUCACUGGCUUAUUUUAGUUACAGGCUACCUCUUAGCUGAUGAUACUCAGGGAGAGACUCCGCUAAUACCUCCAGAAAUAAUGGAAUAUUCCAUUAAGCAUUCAUCUGAAGUUGACAUUAAUACAACACUUCAAAUUUUGGGAUCUCCAGGAGAAAAGGCUUCUUCCAUCCCAGGGUACAACAGAACAGAUUCUGUGAUUAGGCUGUUAUCUGCUGUUCUCAGAGUUUCAGAAGUUGAAUCUCGAGCAAUAAGAGCAGAUCUCACUCAUCUACUAAGUCCCCAGAUGGGCAAAGAUAUUGUUUGGUUCCUCAAACGCUGGGCGAAGACUUAUCUCCUGGUGGAUGAAAAGCUGUAUGAUCAGAUAAGUGUGCCAUUUAGUACAGCCUUUGGAGCAGACACCGAGGGUUCGCAGUGGAUCAUCGGCUACCUCUUACAGAAGGUCAUCAGCAACCUGUCGGUGUGGAGCAGUGAGCAGGACCUUGCCAACGACACUGUGCAGCUGCUGGUCACCCUGGUGGAAAGGAGAGAAAGGGCAAACUUGGUCAUUCAGUGUGAAAAUUGGUGGAAUUUAGCAAAGCAGUUUGCAACCCGAAGCCCCCCUCUGAACUUCUUGUCGAGUCCUGUGCAGAGGACGCUGAUGAAGGCUCUAGUCUUAGGAGGUUUUGCACAUAUGGAUACUGAAACCAAACAGCAGUAUUGGACAGAGGUUCUUCAGCCACUUCAGCAGCGAUUCUUAAGAGUGAUAAACCAAGAAAACUUUCAGCAGAUGUGUCAGCAAGAGGAAGUCAAACAGGAGAUCACUGCCACGCUGGAAGCCCUGUGUGGCAUUGCCGAGGCCACGCAGAUUGACAACGUGGCCAUCCUUUUUAAUUUUCUAAUGGACUUUCUUACCAAUUGCAUUGGGUUGAUGGAAGUUUACAAAAAUACUCCAGAGACUGUUAAUCUCAUUAUAGAAGUGUUUGUGGAAGUCGCACAUAAGCAGAUAUGCUAUCUUGGAGAAUCCAAAGCUAUGAACUUAUAUGAAGCCUGCCUUACUUUGUUGCAAGUAUAUUCUAAGAAUAAUUUAGGGCGACAAAGAAUAGAUGUUACAGCGGAGGAGGAACAAUACCAAGACCUGCUUCUCAUUAUGGAACUUCUUACUAACCUUCUGUCAAAAGAAUUCAUAGAUUUCAGUGAUACAGAUGAAGUGUUUAGAGGGCAUGAGCCAGGGCAAGCGGCGAACAGGGCUGUGUCCGCAGCUGAUGUGGUUCUCUAUGGAGUGAACUUGAUCCUGCCCUUGAUGUCACAGGACCUUUUGAAGUUUCCAACUCUUUGUAAUCAAUACUACAAAUUAAUCACGUUUAUAUGUGAGAUUUUUCCUGAAAAAAUACCACAGCUUCCUGAAGAUCUGUUUAAAAGUUUGAUGUACUCUCUAGAACUAGGAAUGACAUCAAUGAGUUCGGAGGUUUGCCAGCUCUGCCUGGAAGCCUUGACACCCUUAGCCGAACAGUGUGCAAAAGCCCAAGAAACAGACUCUCCGCUUUUUCUAGCAACACGGCACUUUCUUAAGCUGGUUUUUGAUAUGCUGGUUUUGCAAAAGCACAACACAGAGAUGACCACUGCGGCCGGAGAAGCUUUCUACACGUUGGUGUGUCUGCACCAGGCUGAAUAUUCUGAACUGGUGGAAACGUUGCUGUCCAGUCAGCAGGACCCAGUCAUUUACCAGAGGUUAGCAGAUGCCUUCAACAAGCUCACUGCGAGCAGCACGCCUCCGACGCUCGAUCGCAAGCAGAAGAUGGCCUUCCUAAAGAGUUUAGAAGAAUUUAUGGCAAAUGUUGGUGGUCUCCUUUGUGUAAAAUAAACGGCCAAACUUUAUGCUCGA